Tachysurus fulvidraco (yellow catfish) is the source of this 2799-nucleotide messenger RNA. Its product is annotated as cytochrome P450 7A1. NCBI's taxonomy places the organism in Eukaryota, Metazoa, Chordata, Actinopteri, Siluriformes, Bagridae. The transcript is spliced from 7 exons. Gene Ontology annotation, molecular function: iron ion binding; oxidoreductase activity, acting on paired donors, with incorporation or reduction of molecular oxygen; steroid hydroxylase activity. Gene Ontology annotation, biological process: bile acid biosynthetic process; cholesterol homeostasis. The record is from RefSeq and is a predicted model, not a curated record. The coding region runs from base 305 to 1849 and encodes 514 amino acids.
ACACCAGACGGACAAGAAGGAAGGACAAGAAGCAAACAGAGAACAUGGGAGCAAAUGAAGUGAUACACACAUUAGACAUGGCUACAUGGAUCCUAGCUGCGUCUUUCCUCGUUGGAGUGUGUUUCCUGUUAUUUAGAGUAGGCAGGCCGAGGACAAGCUGAUUUCACAACAGCACACAGGGUGCAUUUAUGCCCCCCCUACAGUGAGCAGGAGGGGUUUACAGGGUUAAAUAAAGCCAGAUGGGACAGAAGGAAAAGCCGCAAACAGGGAAGAGAAAGUGGGAGAAAGCGUACGGAGCUUAGGCAUGGCUACAUGGAUUCUUGUUGCUUUUCUCGCCAUUGGUGUGUCGUUCCUAUUACUGAGCGCUUUAUGGUCCAGGAGAAGGCGAGAGAAUGAACCUCCACUAGUGAAAGGUUGGCCUUUUCUUGGUGUUAUUUUAGAAUAUGGUAAAAACCCACUGGCCUUCCUACAAGCAGCUCAAGAAAAGUAUGGAGACAUCUUCACAUGCCAACUUGCAGGAAAGUACUUCACCUUCGUCACAGAUCCUUUCUCUUUUUCAUCGGUGAUGCGCCAGGGGAAAAACCUUGACUUUCAAAAAUUCGCCAUGGGUUUCUCUCAGCGGGUGUUUGGGCAUGCUGAUUUUACAUCUCCAUUGUUUAGCGAAAGCUACCGUGAAGUGCACAUGCUCUUCAGACAAACCCUGCAAGGCCCAUCUCUUGAGCAACUAAGCGAGACCAUGCUUGCUAAUCUGCUGUCUGUUAUCCAGCACGGCCAGCCAAGCAAAAACGUUUGGAAAGAGGAAGGUUUACAGUGCUUCACCACACGUAUCAUGUUUGAGGCAGGAUUCGUCACUCUGUUUGGGAAGAAUUCAAGGCUUCUUCAGCCAGAAGGAAAGGGUGCUAUUGGGACAUGUGUGCAGAAGGCGAAGAGAGAUUUUUUGGCAUUUGACGGGGCUUUUCCUAAACUGGCUGCCGGAGUGCCUAUCGCGCUGUGCGGCCGUGCGUGGAGGGCCAGAGAAGCAUUAACCAAGGGACUACUGCACAGGGAGCUCAAUCACAGGAUAUAUGUCUCAGAUCUGAUUCAGCGCAGGAUGGACGCCUUCGAUCGCAUGCACCUGGACGAGACAAAUAAAGCACGAACACACGUAUGCAUGCUCUGGGCUUCGCAAGCCAACACACUGCCUGCUGCCUUUUGGAGUCUGUACUAUAUGCUGAGACAUCCAGAAGCUUUUGCUGCGGCUCGUAAAGAGAUCGACCAGAUCUUCACCAAGUUACCAAAUGACAAAGCAAUCAGUGUACCCAAAGAGAAGCUGGAAUCCAUGAUUGUGCUUGAGAGUAUUAUCAGGGAAGCUCUGCGGCUGUCAAGUGCUUCCAUUAUGAUCCGAGUCGCAAGUGAUGACUUCAUUCUGACCCUGGACUCAGGCCAAACGGCAGCUAUUAGGAAAGGAGAUUACAUUGCUCUCUACCCCCGACUAAUACACCUAGACCCUGAAAUCUAUCCAGAUCCGUUGGUAUUCAAGUACAACCGGUUCUUGGAUGAAGAAGGUCAAAGGCGGAAUCAGUUCUACAAAAAUGGCCGACAGCUGAAGCACUACCUCGUGCCGUUUGGAUCUGGCGCCAGUGAGUGUCCGGGUCGUUUCUUCGCCAUCAAUGAGAUAAAGCAGUUUCUCAUGUUGGCGCUCUGGCAUUAUGACUUACAAAUCAGUGAGCAUAACGACACACUGUCACCAGACCGUACCCGCGCCGGCCUUGGCAUCCUGCCACCUUCACAAGACAUAUUGCUUAGAUACAAAACAAGAGCAGACAGGUACACAGAGAAACCCAGGGAGAAAAAUGGUAUUGAUGACUAAAAUGUCAGUUGAAAAAAAAAAGAAUGUCAUUUGCUAAACCAAAACAGCGGAAAAGUAUUAGAAAAAAUCAUAUCUAUGUAUAAAAAAAAAAGUUUGAAAUGAAACAGUGGCUCUGAAUGUAAUGUGUAGAUUAUCAUGUAUAUUUUGUAGGUACUUAGUUCUAUUCAUUGGAUAAACCAUAGGGGAAUUAGGUUUAUAUGGCAAGUAUCCUAAUAUUAGGCUGCAGAACUUUACAUUCUAUUGCAUUAACAUGAAAUUCAUUCUAUCCAGCUUUAGAAGCAGAAGCAGUAUCUAACCUGGUGAUGUUCUCCCAGGCCUGUAGCAACAGUCCCUGCUAUGAUUUGGGGCUUUUCCUCAUUCCUUUUACACAUAUUAAUCAUGCUCUACUCAACUAUAGCUGCAAAUAUAUAUUGAUUAUUAGGUACAACAAAAGGAGCGGCACUUAAGGAAGUGAUGAAUUAAUGUUUCUUUGAUAGUGGAUAAAUUUGAAGACGCACUUUUUUUCUGUCAAUCUAGAAAUGCCCUUUAUCGAUUGUGCAUAUAUUCUAUAGUGUCAAUUUGCAAUAUUCUGUAAGAAAUAUAUUAUAAUAUAUAUUCUGAUAAAUAGUUGCUUACAGUUGGUAAAGGACUGGUUGAUUAAAGCACUACAUACUUUAUGUCUGUUGUAUGUCAACUGUAAAUGUAUAAACCAGAGUGCAUACUUAAUUCAGGGGUGUAGUAGUAAUUCUUUUACUUCUAUUGUCAUCUGCUUUUUCUUUUUUUUUUUUACUUCUUUUUUCUUUUAUUGAGUCCUUAUCAUUUCACCAUUAGAAAUGUUGAAUUUAUGUGUGAAAAUUCUAUUGAAUAUUGUUUGUCUAUGUGUAUAUGCAAUGAUCAUCACGAUUAAUUGGAUAUUUGUAUGUCAUAUUUAUUUUGGAAAUAAAUAAACCUGAAUAUUUCAGAUUUAUUCA